This is a messenger RNA of Lycium ferocissimum, 1974 nucleotides long. RefSeq lists its product as uncharacterized. The transcript has 5 exons. The record is from RefSeq and is a predicted model, not a curated record. The coding region runs from base 1 to 1974 and encodes 657 amino acids. NCBI's taxonomy places the organism in Eukaryota, Viridiplantae, Streptophyta, Magnoliopsida, Solanales, Solanaceae.
AUGUGCUCUAAGAUUGCAGAGCAUAUGAGCUGGCAUGCGGAGGAUGGUAACAAAGAUGGAAACAUAAGACACCCUAGAGAUGGCAAGGCAUGGAAGAGGUUUGAUACAACUUUUCCUGAAUUUGCUUCUGAUCCUCGAAAUGUUCGAUUAGGCCUAGCUAGUGAUGGUUUCAAUCCUUUUGGGACAAUGAGUACUAAUUAUAGUAUUUGGCCUGUGGUUUUGGUUCCAUAUAACCUUCCUCCUUGGUUGUGUAUGAAGCAACCAAAUUUCAUCCUCUCAAUGAUCAUUCCAGGUCCACGUACGGCAGGGAAUAACAUCGAUGUAUACCUACAACCCCUUAUUAAGGAGUUGAAUGAGUUGUGGAGUGAAGGUGUGGACACUUUUGAUUCAUCAAAGGAUGAAAUGUUUAGAAUGCGAGCAGCUCUUAUGUGGACAGUUAGUGAUUUUCCUGGACUUGAUAUCUUAUCUGGUUGGAACACACAUACUGGCCUUGCAUGCCCCUCUUGUAAUUUUGACGCAGAACCUUGUCGACUCCGUCAUAGUAGAAAGUGGUGUUUUAUUGGCCAUCGUCGGUUUUUGGGAAGAAAUCAUAAAUUUAGAAUGAUGAGGCAUCGUUUUGAUGGGAAUGUCGAAGAGAGGACCCCUCCGAAGAAGUUAUCAGGGUCAAACAUUUUGCAACAAGUGAAAGAUAUCAAUGUCACAUUUGGAAGACAAGCCGAAUUAAAUGAUAAAAGGAAACGUAACAGGAAAGGGAGUGUUGGGGAAGCUGGAACUCAACAAUGGAGAAAAAAAAGCAUAUUCUUUGAUCUUCCAUAUUGGGAGUUUAACUCGUUGCGCCAUAAUUUAGAUGUUAUGCAUAUUGAAAAGAAUGUGUUUGACAAUAUUAUAUACUCUUUGCUAAAUGAUAAAGAAAAAUCAAAGGAUCAUAUUAAGGCUCGAAGAGAUCUGCAAGAUAUGGGUAUAAGGCGUGAUCUUUGGCCGGAUGAGAAUGAUGAAUGUCGGCUUGGUGCAUUUCCUCAAGACUUUAAAGAAUAUCUUCCAAAGGAGAAGAAAAGAAUCUUUGGACUAAAAAGUCAUGAUUGUCACAUCCUCAAGACUUUAAAGAAUAUCUCACAAUGUACUUCCAUGGUUAUUCAAGGAAUUGAGUCAAGGUUAAAUCGACCUAAACGUGUAAACGAUGAACCAAAUUGUGAUGAGGCUUCUGAAAAGUCAUCAAUGUUCCCUCAACAAGGUAAACCUGUUGGAGGCUCCACAAUAGAACCAUUGACUCUUUUGGAGAAAACGCAAGCUCAUCGAUAUGUGUUACUUAAUUGCGCAAUAGUGAAGCCAUUUGUUGAUGAAUUUAGAAAUCAUAUCAGAAGAAGUAGAGGUCGAAAACUUUCACCAACAGAGGUAGAGAGGAGAGUUAGUAAAGAGUUCCCUGAUUGGUUUCCUAAGCGAAUUAUGAAUCCGGAUAUAGCAGACACUAUCUCAAAUGAUAUGAAGUUCUUAGCACAAGGUCCGGCACAAGAUGCAAGAAGAUUCAAUGCUUAUAACAUUAAUGGAUUCAAAUUUCGGACGUUGUCUAGAGAACAAGUGUCAAAAACUCAAAAUAGCAGAGUUUUUCUUGUCUCUGACACUUCUUGUGUUGCAUCUAGUACAGAUAGAUAUGCAAGACAAGCAGACCUUCCAUAUUAUGGGAAGUUGGAAGAUAUUAUUGAGCUUAAUUACUAUGGCCGAUCACUUCAAAUGUCGGAUGACGAUCCAUAUAUUGAAGCAUCACAAGCAAAUAUGGUCUACUAUGUAGAUGAUGAAACUGAUAAAGGAUGGAGUGUGGCUGUACAUCUAAAGCCAAGAGAUUUGUUUGACAUGGGAGAGGUUGAUGAAGAGGAAAUAUACGAGAAUGAACCAUAUCGACAACAAGAAUUUGGACAAUUUUUUGAUGUUGAUUACGAGAAUAUCCAAAUUGCAAUAGAGGAGCAUAUGACUGAAUAG